Molecule: messenger RNA, 1444 nt
Organism: Triplophysa rosa
Lineage: Eukaryota; Metazoa; Chordata; Actinopteri; Cypriniformes; Nemacheilidae
Gene: ucp2
Product: uncoupling protein 2
Exons: 8
Coding region: 363-1292 (309 amino acids)
Biological process (GO): adaptive thermogenesis; mitochondrial transmembrane transport; mitochondrial transport
Cellular component (GO): mitochondrial membrane
Molecular function (GO): oxidative phosphorylation uncoupler activity
Source: RefSeq, a predicted model, not a curated record
UCAGCCGGUUCGCUCAGAUCCACACAAACACCUGUGAGUUAGUCGGGCACUUACCGAGAAAGUUAUUUCUUCUACUUAAGUUUUUUUCUUAGACAUUUAGUCUGUUUUAUCGUUUGAGACUUUGGAGUAUGUUCUUUGUUUGUACUUUUUCUGUACGUUUCUCUAUGGAAGAACAAGACCACGAUAUUUUAGUUGAAAGUAAUUUCAACCAGAGAGACGCUUUCAGAGAAUCUUGACCGGUCGGAGUGUGAAAAAGUGUUCUUCCAAAGCGGUUGGGUGGAGUUCACCUAUCUUGUUUACUUCAUUGGUUUUCGACACAUUAAUUCAUCUUUACAUUCCUGUAAUUCUGACUGCAACGAAACAUGGUUGGAUUCAGAGCUAGUGAUGUUCCCCCUACAGCCACGGUGAAAUUUAUUGGUGCAGGAACUGCAGCCUGCAUCGCAGACCUCUUCACAUUUCCACUCGACACUGCAAAAGUUCGGCUUCAGAUUCAGGGUGAAGCCAAAGGUCCUGCCAACCCAGGUCAUGGUCAGAUUAAGUAUCGUGGCGUGUUCGGCACUAUCAGCACCAUGGUUCGUGUUGAGGGGCCGCGCAGCCUCUACAACGGGCUGGUCGCAGGACUGCAGCGUCAGAUGAGCUUUGCAUCUGUACGCAUUGGCCUCUAUGAUUCUGUCAAGCAGAUCUACACCAAAGGGUCUGAUCAUGUAGGGAUUGGCAGUCGGCUGAUGGCAGGCUGUACGACUGGAGCAAUGGCAGUUGCUGUGGCCCAACCUACUGAUGUGGUGAAGGUCCGGUUUCAAGCUCAGAUCAGCUCUGGAGCCAAUAAACGUUACCAUGGCACGAUGGAUGCAUAUCGGACCAUUGCGAAGCAAGAAGGCUUUCGUGGUCUGUGGAGAGGAACUGGACCAAACAUCACCCGCAAUGCCAUUGUAAACUGCACGGAGCUGGUGACCUAUGACCUCAUCAAAGAUGAACUUAUUAAAUCAUCACUGAUGACUGAUGAUUUUCCCUGCCAUUUCACAUCUGCUUUUGGAGCUGGUUUCUGCACCACUGUGAUCGCCUCUCCUGUCGACGUUGUGAAGACAAGAUACAUGAACUCUGCCCAAGGCCAGUACAGCAGCGCCCUCAACUGUGCUGUAGCCAUGCUGACUAAAGAAGGACCAAAGGCUUUUUACAAGGGAUUCAUGCCAUCAUUUUUGCGCCUGGGUUCCUGGAACGUGGUCAUGUUUGUCACCUAUGAGCAGCUGAAACGGGCCCUUAUGGCAGCUCGCCAUAACUGGGUCACUGUUUAAGCAGCAAAUGCAGUUCCAGUAGUUGAGCUUUGCUGGCACGUCUUUGCUUUCUCAUCUGUAUUUCUUGUUUACAUGUUCAUUAAUUUUAUUUUGCUUUUAUGCAGGACUCUAAUGUUCCUAAAAAUCUCAAUAAAAUUGAGUCCAUUCUUAAA